AACAACAGUCAAAAGGGGUGUGUCCAGCACCUAUAAAUGAAAAAGCAUGCGUGGAAUUUCAUUUAUACUCCCAGCACACACACAGAGAGAGCCACACGCGACAACCCUGCCAUGCUCAGCUCAGCAACCCAGUACAUCCUGUUAUCCCUUGGAACCCUCACUCUCUGUUUUGGCCUGGUUGAGUGCGGGGCCCACAGGCAGCUUGGAGACACACACAGGGCCCUGCGGCUAGAUGCUCUGAAGGCCAGUAUCCUUAGCUACCUGGGAAUGGACCGGCCGCCAGAGCUCAUGGCCAGAAAGUCUGAGCAGGAGCUGGACAGGAUGUCUCAGCAGUACAGAAAGAUGCUGCAGCAGCUCAGGGGCAACUCCACUCAAGAGGAGAAACUCACGCAGGGCACACAGAGAGUCUCAGUGACCAUCCUUCCCGUCUCUGCUUUCUGUUUUCUUCCAGUGGUGCCAGUAAGUGUGCAGAAGAGUGAACAUCACAUACAUCCCACGGCUCACUGGUACAGGGCAGAAUUCCACAGAGCCUCCUCUAUGGGACCAGAGCAGGCACUGGUUCAGGCCCAACUGAAGCUUCACAGCGCUGACCCUGGUGGCUCACGCACCAAUCAGAAGAUUCAGAUCGACAUAUAUGAAUCUCGAGGAGGAAACAUACUGCUCCACCACGUGGAAAAAUUUGUUAUAAAAAGGCGAUUUUCCAGCAAAAAUGUGACACUGGACAUAAGAGCUGCGGUUGAGAAAUGGAGGGUGAGGUCUGGUAAUAGCACUUUAACCAUUGAUGUCGGUUUUAGCAUGGGAGAGAGGACAGAUCAGACUAUCCCUAAGAUAACCUUAGAGCUGGACAUAAUAUCACACGAUGGAGAGGGAAAACCAAGGCAGGUCCGGUCCACGAAGGAAGAAGGCUGCGAAGAAGGAAACAAGUGCUGCCGAAAGUCGUUGAAUGUGUCUUUCAAAGAGAUAGGCUGGUCUGACUGGGUUGUGGCACCCAGCAGUUACAACAUGUACUUCUGUGAUGGCUCCUGCCCCCACAACUACAAGCCGGCUAGCAUGCACACGCAGGUGAAGUCACGCAUGCAUCACAUGACCAAAGGGGCCACACCCCGGCCUUGCUGUGUGCCGGCAGCCUAUGAACCUAUGAUCCUCAUGCACUAUGACAGUCGAGGAAAGCUGAAGCUCUCACCCUUCAAUGAUUUGAUCGUUAGCAAAUGCCACUGUGCCUGACCCACUUUGACUGAACAAGACUGAGAGAAAAAAAUUAGUAUUUAUUAUAGCAGUUUAACCCCUUAAAUGGGUGGCUUUCUUUUUUUUUAACAAUAGAUGAAGAAAAAACAAUGUAACCAGUUUGGUAACAUU
Molecule: messenger RNA, 1356 nt
Organism: Clupea harengus (Atlantic herring)
Lineage: Eukaryota; Metazoa; Chordata; Actinopteri; Clupeiformes; Clupeidae
Gene: gdf15
Product: inhibin beta C chain
Exons: 2
Coding region: 37-1224 (395 amino acids)
Cellular component (GO): extracellular region
Molecular function (GO): growth factor activity; cytokine activity
Source: RefSeq, a predicted model, not a curated record